This is a messenger RNA of Helicoverpa armigera (cotton bollworm), 13262 nucleotides long. Its product is annotated as deformed epidermal autoregulatory factor 1. The record is from RefSeq and is a predicted model, not a curated record. Gene Ontology annotation, molecular function: DNA binding. Lineage: Eukaryota; Metazoa; Arthropoda; Insecta; Lepidoptera; Noctuidae. Bases 166 to 1545 code for a protein of 459 amino acids. The transcript has 5 exons.
UGAAAUGUUUUUUUCAUUUUUCGAUUUAAUGGCGGAUCGUGGAUCAGUGAUUGAAGUUGAUAAUCGCUUAGUGUGAGUGAAUAUUAGUUGUUUAAUGUUCAUGUGUUAGUUAAAAAAAUCAUCAGCACCGCCUGGGUGUAUGCCACGGGUGGGCGGAAACAAGAUAUGGCGGAGAAUAGAGGUUCGGACAACGUCGUUAUGCCGGACAUUACCGAAGUAUCCGAAGCCGAUCCCCUGUCGGCGGGGGCCGAUCACGAUGCCGACCGAUCUGAUGGCGGAGCUGUUUUGUCGACUGGAAUCAAAAACACAAGAUUGUCUAGUGAUUCUAAUGGCGUGGUUACUGUACCAGUGUCUCUGCCGGUCGGCACACUCAUUACUGGGACGACAUUUAACGUGAUAACGUCAGAUCAGCUGCCGCAUUUCAAGCCUAUGAUAUGUGUUGAUAGUGGUUUUAUAUCAGGCGGGCCAGUAUCAGAUGAAAUUAAGCCUACGCAUAUAGUGAUACAGAAUCCGCCUUCGCCGGCACGGCAGGAGGAGAGCAGCUCGAGCACGCCCAACGCGCGACACACGAGCGCUUGCUCCUGGGAUGAGACUGCCAACAUGCCUAUCCUGCCGAUCAGGUGCAAGAACACGCCCGCCGAGCUGCACAAACUGAGGUUUGGCUCUGGUGGUAGAGGCAGGUGCAUUAAAUAUGGAAUGGAAUGGUACACGCCUAGUGAAUUCGAGGCCUUAUGCGGAAGGGCUUCUAGCAAGGACUGGAAAAGGUCUAUUAGGUUUGGUGGGCGAAGUAUCCAGGCCCUGAUAGAUGAGGGCAUUCUGACCCCUCAUGCCACCAGUUGCACCUGUGGGGCAUGCUGUGAUGAUCAGUCAGCUAUGGGCCCCGUGCGGUGGUUCACUCCUUAUAAGAGACGAAGACGCCAUAACCAGGAUAGCGAGGAAAAGAAGACGAAAGUGAGGAGAGGAACCAAUUUGGCAGAAGGCGAGGUUGACAACAUACAUCAGAGCAGUAACAAUAGCAAUAAUUCUAAGGAGGCCUGGCAGACGAUUGCUGAAGGAUUGGACACUAACGCUGACUACCAUAUAUUAGAGAAUCCUGAUACAAACGCGGAAUCCAUACCAGGACUUCCCGAUAUGAGUGGUGUACUCAAAAGAUUGGACGACAUCGGUCAAUCGUUAGUGAGACUAGCAUCGGAAUUAAAACAGUGCGUGGAGGACGUUCGCGUCGUGAAUGCCCGGCAGCUAGAGCGCCUCGAGCAGGAGCGAGCUACCGCGCUGCUUGCCGCGAGCGUCGACGCGCACGUAGACGCCGAACAGGUGUCGCUGCACAACGUGGACGACACUGAAGCUAAAAAGUGUGCAAAUUGCAACCGCGAGGCAUCGGCUGAGUGCUCUCUCUGUCGUCGCACCCCCUAUUGCUCUACGUACUGCCAGAAGAAAGACUGGGCAGCUCACCAGAUCGAGUGUUUGCGCUCUGUGCCUACCAUCCACGCCGACGCUCAGCAGCACCAAUCUAUCAUGCUCAUUGUCGAGAGCCAGCAUCAGUAGAACGGGAAUACAACAUCUUUCAACACCAUACAUCAAGCCUUAGCUUUCUUUCUAUACGCGGAAGACACUCUCAAUACCUCCUUGUUGCAAUAUUUUGUUUAGUAAUGUAUAAUUUAUUUAGUCAUAAUGUACUGUACAGGUAGGUAAGUCCCGGCUGUCAUUGAACAUCCUUGGCAGUCGUUACGGGUAGUCAGAAGCCAGUAAGUCUGACACCAGUCUAACCAAAUGGUAUUGGGUUGCCCGGGUAAUUGGGUUGAGGGGGUCAGUUAGCUACAUCCGUUAGACUGGAAGCCGACCCCAACAUAGUUGGGAAAAAGGCUCGAAGGAUGUAUUGUACAAAUAUGUUUCAUGUUAUUUUAAUCGGUAUAAGUUUUAAUGGAUUGUACAUUUUAUUGUUUCAUGUUAACUAAAGUUAUCGACGAAUAAUGACAACUCUGCCUGCCUAUAAUCGUAUAAUGCGUUUUUUUUUAAAUUUCAAUGUAUGUUUUCAUCAUCGGUUUCAUCUGCGUCCAGCGGGAAUUAUUUCAUGCAUCCGACAAAUUGGAUAUCUUACACUCAAAUAAUUUUUAAAGCAAGCAAUUAAAUAAACUUUUUAGCUUGAAAGUCACGACACACUGCAACGGCAAAGCACGUUGUUUCAUAGUACAUUGUUAUGGUUCAUUCAUUACUGCCAUAACCUAUUUUGUAAUACGUCUUGGACUGUUUUACUGGACUAUGGGUACCCAUAAUUUUCAAAAAUACAACCCCAGUUUUCAGAAUUUAAUAUUCUUGGUGUAAUGUAGAGAGAUGGUUGUUUGAGGAAUUAGGAAUUAUGUUUUCGCAUUUUUUUACCCUAUAUCUAUAUUUUUUUACAACAACAAUUUUUAUGUGGUGUUCAUGGCGAGAAAUGUUUUUUUUUUUUGCAUUUUUUUUAGUGUUCUUAUAUUUUGGCGAUUCCGUCACCUCUGAAGACGGGAUAGCUUACUUUUUCCAUUCUUCCAGUGUUGAGUGCGUCUUGUGACGGUUGUGAUGUUGUUUUGACCUUAGGUGUGUUAAUUGCCAGUUUUUCAAUUUUCGUCAAAAUUUACUUUCACCGAAUUUAGGUGACCGUGAAUAUGGACUGUUCCGACUACGUCGCAUCUAUUUUAGAUGACCAUGGAUAUGGGUUUCCGACUACGUCGCAUCUUACUUAAUCUCCCAAUGGUGCUGAUCGCGAGAAAUGCAUUGACGCUGAAGACGAGAUUGCUUACUUUUCUAUUUUCCCAGUGUUCACUACGUCUUGGGAACAAUUUUUUAACUUUUGUCAUAAUCAAACGUUGAAGUAUCUGAAGCUUUUCUUUUGCCUUUUUCCAUGGCGUUCUCAUAUUCUGGCGAUUUCGUCACCUCUGAAGAUGGGAUAGCUUACUUUUUCCAUUUUUCCAUGGCUUUUUUAUAUUCUGGCGAUUCCGUCACACCGAAGAUGGGAUAGCUUACUUUUUAAAAUUUUUCCAGUGUUGAGUGUGUCUUGUGACGGCGGUGAUGCCGUUUUGACUGGAGGUGUGUUGAUUGCCAGUUUCUCAACUUCGCCGAAUUUAGGUGACCGUGAAUAUGGACUUUUCCGACUAUGUCGCAUCUAUUUUAGGUGACCAUGGAUAUGGGUUUCCGACUAUGUCGCAUCUUACUUAAUCUCCCAAUGGUGUUGAUCGCGAGAAAUGCGUUUAUUUUUCCUUUUGCCAUCGCGUUCUUAUAUUCUGGCGAUUCCGUCUCCCCUGAAGACAAGAUUGCUUACUUUUCUGUUUUUCCAGUGUUCACUGCGUCUUAUGAAGAUUUUUUUCACUUUUGUCAUAAUCAAACGUUGGAGUAUCUCUCAUGGCGAGAAAGGCUUUUUUUUUUUAAUUUUCCUGUGACGUUCUCAUAUUCUGGCGAUUCCGUCACACCGAAGAUGGGAUAGCUUACUUUUUAAAAAUUUUCCAGUGUUAAGUGUCUUGUGAAGUCGGUGAUGGCGUUUUGACUGGAGGUGUGUUGAUUGCCAGUUUCUCAACUUUCGCCGAAUUUAGGUGACCGUGAAUAUGGACUUUUCCGACUAUGUCGCAUCUAUUUUAGGUGACCAUGGAUAUGGGUUUCCGACUAUGUCGCAUAUUACUUAAUCUCCCAAUGGUGCUGAUCGCGAGAAAUGCGUUUAUUUUUCCUUUUGCCAUCGCGUUCUUAUAUUUUGGCGAUUCCGUCACCCCUGAAGACGAGAUUGCUUACUUUUUCUGUUUUUCCAGUGUUCAUUACGUCUUGUGAAGAAUUUUUUCACUUUUGUCAUAAUCAAACGUUGGAGUAUCUGAUGCUUUUCUUUAGCAUUUUUCCAUAAUAUUCUCAUUUUCUGGCGAUUUGUUCACCUCUGAAGAUGGGGUAGGUUACUUUUUCCAUUUUCCAGUGUUGAGCGCGUCUUGUGACGGUUGUGAUGUUGUUUUGACCUUAGGUGUGUUCAUUGCCAGUUUUUCAAUUUUUGACAAAGUUUACUUUCGCCGAAGUUAGGUGGCCGUGAAUAUGGACUUUUCCGACUACGUCGCAUCGUACUUAAUCUCCCAAUGGUGCUGAUGGCGAGAAAUGCGUUUUUUUGCCAACACUUUGAGAUUACUUACUUUUUCUGUUUUUCCAGUGCUCACUACGUCUUGUGAAGAAUUUUUUAACGUUUGUCAUAAACGUUGAAAUAUCUGAAGCUUUUCUUUUGCCUUUCUCCACUAUAUUUUCAUAUUAUGGCGAUUUCGUCACCUCUGAACAUGGGGUAGCUUACUUUUUCAAUUUUUCCAGUGUUGAGUGCGUCUGGUGACGGCGGUGAUGCUGUUUUGACUGGAGGUGUGUUGAUUGCCAGUUUUUCAACUGUCGUCAAAGUUUACUUUCGCCGAAUUUAGGUGACCGUGAAUAUGGACUUUUCCGACUACGUCGCAUCUUUCUUAAUCUCCCAAUGGUGCUGAUCGCGAGAAAUGCUUUUUUUUGCCAACACCUAAGUAUUUGUGAUUCCGUCACCCCAGAAGACGAGAUUACUUACUUUUUCAGUUUUUCCAGUGUUCACUACGUCUUGUGAAGAAUUUUUACACUUUUGUCAUAAUCAAACGUUGGGAGUAUCUCUCAUGGCGAGAAAUGCUGCUUGCAUGGCGAGAAAUGCUGCUUGAUUUUCAUUUUUUAACUUCGUUUUCAUAUUCUGCCGGUUCUGUCACCUCUGAAGAUGGGAUAGCUUACUUUUUCCAUUUUUCCAUGGCUUUUUUAUAUUCUGGCGAUUCCGUCACACCGAAGAUGGGAUAGCUUACUUUUUAAAAUUUUUCCAGUGUUGAGUGUGUCUUGUGACGUCGGUGAUGGCGUUUUGACUGGAGGUGUGUUGAUUGCCAGUUUUUCAACUUCAAAAUAAAACGGUUGAAGUUUACCUACGCCGAAUUCAGGGGACCAUGGAUGUGGUGUUCCGACUAUGUCGCAUAUAACUUCAUUCCCAAUGGUGUUGGUGCGAGAAACGUUUGUUCUCUCAUUUAUUUCACAACACCUGUUUUUUGGUGAUUCCGUCACCCCUGAAGACGAGAUUGCUUACUUUUUCUGUUUUUCCAGUGUUCACUACGUCUUGUGAAGAAUUUUUUCACUUUUGUCAUAAUCAAACGUUGGAGUAUCUCUGAUGGAGAGAAAUGCUUUUUUUUUCAUUUUUCUGUGACGUUCUCAUAUUCUGGCGAUUCCGUCACACCGAAGAUGGGAUAGCUUACUUUUUAAAAUUUUUCCAGUGUUGAGUGUCUUGUGAAGUCGGUGAUGGCGUUUUGACUGGAGGUGUGUUGAUUGCCAGUUUCUCAACUUUCGCCGAAUUUAAGUGACCGCGAAUAUGGACUUUUCCGACUAUGUCGCAUCUUACUUAAUCUCCCAAUGGUGCUGAUCGCGAGAAAUGCGUUUUUUUGCCAACACCUAAGUAUUUGCGAUUCCGUCACCCCAGAAGACGAGAUUACUUACUUUUCUGUUUUUCCAGUGUUCACUACGUCUUGUGAAGAAUUUUUUAACUUUUGUCAUAAACGAUGAAAUAUCUGAAGCUUUUCUUUUGCCUUUUUCCAUGGUGUUCUCAUAUUCUGGCGAUUUCGUCACCUCUGAAGAUGGGGUAGCUUUCUGUUUCCAUUUUUCCAGUGUUGAGCGCGUCUUGUGACGGCGGUGAUGCUGUUUUGACUUUAGGUGUGUUAAUUGCCAGUUUUUCAACUUCAAAAUAAAACGGUUGAAGUUUACCUACGCCGAAUUCAGGGGACCAUGGAUGUGGUGUUCCGACUAUGUCGCAUAUAACUUCAUUCCCAAUGGUGUUGGUGCGAGAAACGUUUGUUCUCUCAUUUAUUUCACAACACCUGUUUUUGGGUGAUUCUGUCACCCCUGAAGACGAGAUUGCUUACUCUUUCUGUUUUUCCAGUGUUCACUACGUCUUGUGAAGAAUUUUUUCACUUUUGUCAUAAUCAAACGUUGGAGUAUCUCUGAUGGUGAGAAAUGCUUUUUUUUUUCAUUUUUCUGUGACGUUCUCAUAUUCUGGCGAUUUCGUCACCUCUGAAGAUGGGAUAGCUUACUUUUUCCAUUUUUCCAUGGCUUUUUUAUAUUCUGGCGAUUCCGUCACACCGAAGAUGGGAUAGCUUACUUUUUAAAAUUUUUCCAGUGUUGAGUGUGUCUUGUGACGUCGGUGAUGCCGUUUUGACUGGAGGUGUGUUGAUUGCCAGUUUCUCAACUUCGCCGAAUUUAGGUGACCGUGAAUAUGGACUUUUCCGACUAUGUCGCAUCUAUUUUAGGUGACCAUGGAUAUGGGUUUCCGACUAUGUCGCAUCUUACUUAAUCUCCCAAUGGUGUUGAUCGCGAGAAAUGCGUUUAUUUUUCCUUUUGCCAUCGCGUUCUUAUAUUCUGGCGAUUCCGUCUCCCCUGAAGACAAGAUUGCUUACUUUUCUGUUUUUCCAGUGUUCAUUACGUCUUGUGAAGAAUUUUUUCACUUUUGUCAUAAUCAAACGUUGGAGUAUCUGAUGCUUUUCUUUAGCAUUUUUCCAUAAUAUUCUCAUUUUCUGACGGUUUGUUCACCUCUGAAGAUGGGGUAGGUUACUUUUUCCAUUUUCCAGUGUUGAGCGCGUCUUGUGACGGUUGUGAUGUUGUUUUGACCUUAGGUGUGUUCAUUGCCAGUUUUUCAAUUUUUGACAAAGUUUACUUUCGCCGAAGUUAGGUGGCCGUUAAUAUGGACUUUUCCGACUACGUGGCAUCGUACUUAAUCUCCCAAUGGUGCUGAUCGCCAGAAAUGCGUUUAUUUUUCCUUUUGCCACCGCGUUCUUAUAUUCUGGCGAUUCCGUCACCCCUGAAGACGAGAUUGCUUACUUUUUCUGUUUUUCCAGUGUUCACUACGCCUUGUGCAGAAUUUGUAACUUUUGUCAUAAUCAAACGUUGGAGUAUCUCUCAUGGCGAGAAAUGCUGCUUGUUUUUCAUUUUUCGACUUCGUUCUCAUAUUCUGGCGGUUCUGUCGCCUCUGAAGACGGGAUAGCUUACUUUUUCCAUUUUUCCAGUGUUGAGUGCGUCUGGUGACGGCGGUGAUGCUGUUUUGACUGGAGGUGUGUUGAUUGCCAGUUUUUCAACUGUCGUCAAAGUUUACUUUCGCCGAAUUUAGGUGACCGUGAAUAUGGACUUUUCCGACUAUGUCGCAUCUAUUUUAGGCGACCAUGGAUAUGGGUUUCCGACUAUGUCGCAUCUUACUUAAUCUCCCAAUGGUGCUGAUCGCGAGAAAUGCGUUUAUUUUUCCUUUUUCCAUCGCGUUCUCAUAUUCUGGCGAUUCCGUCACCUCUGAAGACGGGAUAGCUUACUUUUUCCAUUCUUCCAGUGUUGAGCGCGUCUUGUGACGGUGGUGAUGCUGUUUUUGGAGGCUUUAGUUAAUUGCCAGUUUUUCAACUUUAAAGUAAAAAGGUUGAAGUUUACCUACGCCGAAUUUAGGUGACUCUCAUUUAUUUCACAACAGCUAUUUUUGGGUAAUUCCGUCUCCUCUGAAGGGGAUUGUGUACUUUUUCUAUUAUUUUUUUUCAGUGGUGACUGCGUUUUACGUUGGUGAUGCGGUUCUGAUGGGAGGUUGAUUGCCAGUUUUUCAAAUUUCGCCAAAUUUAGGUGACCGUGAAUAUGGACUUUUCCGACUAUUUCGCAUCUAUUUUAGGUGACCAUGGAUAUGGGUUUCCGACUAUGUCGCAUCUUGCUGAUGGCGAGAAAUGCGUUGUUUUUGCAUUUUUUUCCGGAAACCUAGUUAUUUGUAAUUCCGUCACCCCUGAAGACGAGAUUACUUACUUACGUCUUGUGAAGAAGAAUUUUUUAACUUUUACCAUAGUCAAUCGUUGAUAUAUCCUUUGUUCGAAUUUAGGUGACUAUAAAUAUAGGCUUUUCUGACUAUGUCGCAUCUAACUUAGGUGACCACGGAUGUGGAUUUCCGAAUAUGUCGCAUCUAACUUAGUUUUGAACCGAGAAACUUAGAGUUGAACGAAAAAUGGUUUUCCGCUAGCUUUUUGGGUGAUUUCGUUACAUGUAAAGACGAGAUGGCUAACUAUUUCAAUUUUUCAAAUGCUCGGUACAUCUUAUAAUGAGGUUUAAGAUAACAUUAUUCUCAUAAGAACUUGGAAAAACAGUGCAAGGUUCUUCACUCUUACAUUUACAAUGAGACUAUGAAAUAACGUGUUUUCUCACUAAUCCGUGCGAAAAAAAGUGAUCUACUGUUUUGUCUAGUAAAUUAUAUAGAGGUACAAAUUUCAAUAACAUUCAACAUUAAUAUUGUAAUAAAAUCUUUCAAAAUAGUAGGCAGAGCAGGGAGAGUAUACAUAUUUGUAUUGUGAAACUGUCGAAAUAUAGAACAUCACCGAAAUUUACAAAAGAGUUGUAAACGUAUGAAGUAUCAUCCUGACACGUGCGUUUACGCUUGUUAGAUUACACAUAUUAUGUACACAUUGCAAAUAUGAAGGGUCCCUAGUCCCUCAGAUCGUGUAUUAUACAUUUAAUGUACAACUACAUUUUUGACUCCAUGAUGGCCUUUCACGCUUUACUACUUGUGUACAUAAUAAUAGUUUCAUCACCCUUAAUCUAAAUUCUGAAAGUAAAGCUUCUGGAUCUAACUUGUAUGUUGUCUGGUGUGAUUUACAGUAUCGGCGUUUCCUUACAAUAGAGUUGUAACAUAAAACUGUUAUAAACAUGCUACUGUACCCUAGAAUAAAUAUCUGGAAAAUUGGACCUUGAAUACGGUCAUAACUCAAUUACUGGUAAAUCGUAAUAUAAAAUAAAAUAAAUACUGUACAAUUGUUUAGCGUAUUUUAAAAGUUGAUAUAAUCUGUCGAUAAAUGUUGUUUGAGUGUUAUUGAUGUUACUUAUUAGUUUUAUGGUUACCAAUAACGAGUGAAAAGCGUUUUUCUGUGUUACCAAAUAUUAUUGUAUCAUUUAAUUUUAAGUGUGUGUGUAUGAUUCUGUAAAUUAAUUUGUUGUUUUAAUUAUGAAUGAAUUGAUUUGUUUUUUUAUUAAUUAUGUAAAAUAGUCUGCGUGACACAUUUUAAACCUGGGUGUAUAUAUUUUAAAUUUUUAAGGACUUUCAAAUGAGACUUACCUAAGAGAAUUUUUGCAAAAAUUGUUUGAUAAUGUGAUGUUCUAAUAUGGAUGCCUAUAAAUGUAUAUAGAUGAUGUUUUUAAUCCGCUGACUGAGUGAAUGUAUUAUAUUCUACAUGAUUGUUCUGGUAUUGUUAUAAUUGUAUAUAUAUGUACGUUUUAGUGCCGCUUUUUUUAAAUAGUAAACUCCAAACUCCAACAUCAUAACUGCAAUAACGGCUAAUGCCAACUGUGUGAUCUCUCGUAUAAUUGUUGCACUUUUAUACUCGCGUCUUAUCGGUGUAUGUACACAUUUUGUUUGUCUCUUCGCAUUACUGGUAGCAUACACAAAUACCGUGGACCUUCUACGCUAAAGGCUUCAGAAGAAAUAUGGGAUCAGUAUUCUGAGACCCUUUCAUACCACCCACAGCACUUUCACAGCCUCUAGAGUCAGCUGUAGUUGGUCUUUUUACAUUUUCUUUACUGACUUUAUAUAGUGAAUAUAGCUUAGAGACAAAUAGAUGUGUAAUACUAUUAUAAGUUCAGGAAAUGCCUGUGGUGGAAGGUAAUUCAAUGCUUGGCGCAGUCGGUCCGCGCAAUUGGUGACUUUCUAUGUCUGAACGAGUUACUCCGUGUUUCGGAUGGCACGUUAAAUUAUAGGUUUCGGCUGUCCAUUUGGCAUUCCUGUGUAUUUGGCAGUGGUGAAGUCGUGUUUGGCAGAAAGUGAGCCUUAUCGGGAGCUAUCGUUUGUACCGUUGAAGGCGUUAGGAAGACAGUCGUUCCAUCUAAAGACUAGAAUAACUACAUUCAUAGAAGUCCAUCCCAACUUAGAUGGGAAAAGGCCAGGCGGAUGAAAUGAUAAUGUAUAUGUACUUUCUUUUUUUCUAGGACUACCUUUCACUUACUAUGCUUUAUAUGUUUAUUUUUAUCCUGCUAGAGCAUUGACUGCCUAAACCGUGCAGCUCCCGGUUUCGAAUAGGGCUGACCCAUAUCAUCCUGUGGGUGUCGUAAGAGACGACUAAGGGAACUAUGGACCCUGUGCAUAAUAUUCAGCACCUUGGGUCGAUCCUCAGGCGGAGGGAAAACUGCCAACAAAAGCAUUCCCAAGGAGGGUUGACGUCAGGCAGGCGGCCGGUCAUAAAAAUAAAGCCAAAUCCAUUAGCAAUACGUCCAGUAUAAUAGAUAUGAGCGAUAGGGCUAGAGCGUACCCCCCAGGCGACGCGCAGGGGCAACACCCGGCCUCUGUGGGAAGUGGUUGGAUCAGAGUAUGAGCAUUGAAAAAGAAGGAUGAGAACAGAGUGCAUGUAGCAGGGAUGAGAAUGUUGAGAUGGAUGUGUGGGGUUACCAGAAUGGAGAAAGUGAGAAAUUAGUAUAUCAGAGGAAGCCUGAGGGUAGUGCCAGUGACAGAAAAAAUGAGAGGUCAGCGUUUGUCGUGGUAUGGUCAUGUGAUGAGACGGUGUGAAACGCGUGCUACAAAGAAUGUGCUAAGUAUGAAUGUGGAAGGGUGGAGAGGCAGAAGUAGACCGAAGAAAAGAUGGAUUGAUUGAUGGUGAAGGGUGGGCGUUUUGGGGGCUGUCUUUUGUAAAUAUGACGUUAAAAAGUGCUGAUUUUCAGCCUACUUUGAAUAAAUGCUUUUGAUUUUUGCCUGAAAGAGGACAUGAAGCAGAAGGGAGUGGAUGUAAGAAUUAUAUCUGACAGAGAAGAAUGGAAGAAAAAGACAUGUCGCUCCAACCCGAAAUGACUUGGGAGCAGGGCAGGAAGAUGAUUUGAGCAUUGACUGCCUAGUUGGUCUAGUGGUCGCAACCGCGACUGCUAUGACUGAGGUCUCGGGUUCGAUUUCCGGGUCGGGCCGAAAUCGUGGGUUUAUAAACUCUUUACAAAGCAGCCCGUAGUCUGGACGUAGGUGAUGUAUUCACCCGUGCAUCGGCGAGCACGUUAAUGUCGGUCGUGCGCCUGAUCUCUCUCCGGUGGUGUCGGAUUACCGUCCCAUCUGGCUAUGAGAGAGAAGGAAUAGUUACUAUAAUAUGUCCUGCGCAGCUGGCUGAUAUCGGCCUCGGACGUAUUAUUACUAGAGCAUAAGAACACAGUGCGUUAUGGUGCCACACCGCAAAGUUCUUGGAAGACUGGAGGCACAGGAUGCGUCGCACAUUCAAUUCUCAUCUGAGCGGUUGCAAAUUCGAUGUAGCACCGCAGCGCAUCGUGCGACAUGUCCGUGAAAAUUGUAUGUGAGACGACACAGCAGCACUGCUGCCACAACGCAUCAACGCGUGGGUGAAACACCAAUAUUCACCACAAGCACCGUGUCCGUAUGCUCUAAGACUGGUGGGAGGACUCUCGUGCCAGAGUUCGACUAGGUAGGUACCACCGCAGUGUCAGAUAUUCCGCCGUAAAGCAGUAGAGUAAUGCUCUGCUGUGUUUCGGAGGAAGGGCACUGUAGCUAGUUUUUACUGGGCACACCGAGACGUAACACCUAAUGUCUCGACCGCGGCGCCGUGGCACGCAGGCCUCCUGUCCUGGGCACUGCGAGGCACUGCGCCGCCUGGGCAGGCAGUCCGCUUGGUGUGAAUCUCCAUCGAGCGGACUGCACUGCCGGCUCCUACCUCUACUCACAGCCGAAUUCACUACGAUACUUAUUUGCACUUUAGCUAAUGAUCUCUAUUUCCAUUUAAUAAACGCUCGUCUGCCGCCUGACGCAGGGGCGGCAUGCUUGAUUAACUGGAAUUAGAGCUCAUUUUGCGAUAAAGUGCAAAUAUAUAUCGUGGUGCUAAAAUUCGACUGUGAGCCGAUGUACGGGGCCUUUUUUUUUUUGUUGACCCCCCCUUUUAAUUUCCUCCCCCAUAGGAUAAGUUAGUUAAGUAUAGUCCUAGGGUUAUUUAGAUUAACCUCCCCACUCAGUGACAUUUAAUGAUUACUUAAGUCAUUCCUUAGUGACGGAAUCCCAUACAAAUCCUUCACUAAGGAAUGGCUAAAGUAACCAUUAAAAGAGACAUUUAAUGAUUACUUAAGUCAUUCCUUAGUGACGGAAUCCCAUACAAAUCCUUCACUAAGGAAUGGCUUAAGUAACCAUUAAGAGACAUUUAAUGAUUACUUAAGUCAUUCCUUAGUGACGGAAUCCCAUACAAAUCCUUCACUAAGGAAUAUCUUAAGUAACCAUUACAUGUCUCUGAGUGGGGAGGUAAGUUUAAUUUUACGUAUAGGUAGGUAGGUUUAGGUAGGUUAAGAUAGGUUAGAACGUGGGUUUGAGACAAAAUACUAACUGUCAACAAAUAAAACAGAACUGAGAUGUCUUUAGUUUAAGUAGUUGUAAGUCAUAAAUAGGUAAUAUUAUUGAGAUUAAUUAUAACUGGAUGCCAAGCGUUGCCCAAUGCCUAAUGAUGCCGAACUUAAAGCCGAAGUAAUUUUAAGGAAAUGCAAAUAUAAUGUUUCAAGCUCUUCGAUUUUCAGUUAAUAAGGGCUCGUUAUAAAAAAUGCCGUAUUUUUUUUCGUUUUGUUAUUCUUGGGUUUAUAAUUUUUGGAAAAGAGCCCUUUGAUUAAAUUUAUUUUAUUUUUGUUUUUUCAGGAGCUUGAGACAUUAUAUUUGAUUUUAGUUUUAAUUAUUCGACACUAUUUAUAGAAAUUCAAUCUGAAUACUUCAACCUGUCAAGCAAUCAUCGCAAGCGUCGCAGACCUUGCCCGUCAAAUCGUUCCAAAUAGGUUGAAUUACUAGAAAUAGGUUUAUAAUUAUUUUAUAUGGAGUUUGUGCGAUUAAAGGCCCGUUCCUAAUCACCUCUUCGCCGGUUGGGGUGCUUAGAAACCGGCCUUCAUAAUCGUCUUACAAAAUGACCAUUUUAAUUUUAAUUAUUUUCACUAUUUAUAGAAAUUCAAUCUGAAUUAUAUGACGGGCAAGUGGUGCAGACCUUGUCAAAUUGUUCCAAGUAGGUUGAAUUACUAAAAAUAGGUUUAUAAUUAUUUUAUUUUAUAUGGAGUUUGUGCGAUUAAAGGCCCGUUCCUAAUCACCUCUUCGCCGGUUGAGGUGCUCAGAAACCGGCUUUCAUAAUCGCCUUAAAAAUACGACCGCGCACUAAAACGUACAUAUUUAUACAGCGGACAUACUUAUUAUAAUUUAAUUGUAUUACCUUAAUUAAUUGAAUUAUUAUCACAAUUUACGGCAUAAUGAAAUUUGAAAAUACUUAAUAUAUGUUUUAAAUGUA